AUGAAGCCUGACUUGGCCGCAGCCGCUUCCCUCCUGCUCGCCCUGGCCGCGACGGCCGGCGCCGUCACGUUCAACGCGACGGACGCGGCGUCCGGCACCGGCGGCGGCCAGCGGUUCGAGCAGGCCGUGGGGCUCGCCUACGCGAGCCAGGUGCUCUCCAACGCGUCCACCUUCAUCUGGAGCGCCUUCAACCAGACCAGCGCCGCCGACCGCAAGGCCGUCGACGCGGUCACCCUCGUCGUCGAGGACGUCGGCGGCGCGGUGGCCUUCACCAGCGACGACGUCAUCACCCUCAGCGCCCCCUACGUCGGCAACUUCUCCGGCGACGUCAAGGCCGAGGUGACCGGCGUGCUGUUCCACGAGACGACGCACGUGUGGCAGUGGGACGGGCAGGGGACGGCGGACGGCGGCCUCAUCGAGGGCAUCGCCGACUUCGUCCGGCUCAAGGCCGGGUACGCGCCGGGGCACUGGGUGCAGCCGGGGCAGGGCGACCGGUGGGACCAGGGCUACGACGUCACGGCGAGGUUCCUGGACUACUGCGACUCGCUGAAGCCGGGGUUCGUGGCGCUGCUCAACGCCAAGACGAAGGACGGCUACAGCGACGACUUCUUCGUGCAGAUCCUGGGGAAGAGCGUGCAGCAGCUGUGGCAGGAGUACAAGGCCAAAUACGCGUGA
Messenger RNA from Panicum virgatum (switchgrass), 675 nucleotides. RefSeq lists its product as uncharacterized. NCBI's taxonomy places the organism in Eukaryota, Viridiplantae, Streptophyta, Magnoliopsida, Poales, Poaceae. The transcript has a single exon. The record is from RefSeq and is a predicted model, not a curated record. The coding region runs from base 1 to 675 and encodes 224 amino acids.